UACAGUUUGGGAUUCUGAAUUCUGAUUUUUAGCACUGACAAAAUUUAAAAAAGGCAACUCCAUUUUUACGCUCCACAGAGGAGUGGGAUUUUGACCGCCAUUGAUACGAAGCUUUCUCACUCUGCCCAACCCCCUGCCACCCUGGGAAAAGAAAAACCUGAAAAAAGGAAAGGCGGAAAAGAGAAUAAAGUUUUCGUUUAUCAUCUCAUUAAUUAAUGGAUGGCUUUCGGAAGAUACAUUUCGAACGAAAAUUGAGUCAUCAUCUAUGAAUUUUGAGUUGCUUCUUUUUUCACGAGCUCCAACGAUUCAUUGAAUAUUGCUGAAUUGGCUCUCGAUAUAUGGAGCCCGAACUCGGUGCAGCUCAACCGCAGUUUAGAUCCGGCGAAAUGGGGUGCGCGUUUGACGAAAUUCACGGACUCAUCUCCGCUCCACCGGUCACCGGCGGCCGCUCGUUCACGGCGCUGCUCGAGCUUCCCCCGCCGCAAGCGGUGGAGCUCCUGGUUACGGAAGAUUUUCCGGCUAAACAUCAGCCGCCGCCGCCGAUUUUCCCUACUGAUAUCGGUCUCAUCCAUCGCGCGUCAAAGUUCUCCGUCUUCGCUUCAGCUGAUAAUUCGCUCGAGAGCAAUACGAUUCUUUCAGUCUCAAACUCGAUCAAGGUUGACUCGGUGAAGCAGGAGCAGCUGGACGCGGAUUCCCACCGAAAUUCUUCUUCUCCGGCGGGUUCGGAUCAGUGUCUCAAGUCCGGCAAGCGAAAGGAGAGGGAGAAAAAGGUGAAAGAGUCGAAUAAAAAGAGCAAAAAUAUGGCCGCAAAUGAACCUUCUGACAACGGCGGCGGCGAGGAGCUGCCUUACGUUCACGUCAGAGCUCGCCGCGGCCAAGCCACUGACAGCCACAGCUUAGCAGAAAGAGCAAGGAGAGAGAAGAUUAAUGCCAGAAUGAAGCUGUUACAGGAGCUAGUCCCCGGAUGCAACAAGAUUUCAGGAACUGCAAUGGUGUUGGAUGAGAUAAUUAAUCAUGUCCAAGCACUUCAACGCCAAGUGGAGUUUUUAUCCAUGAGGCUUGCUGCUGUUAGCCCAGGAAUUGAUCUUGACCUCGAUUCCCUAUUCGCUGUGAAUGGAUCUUCAAACGCCGAUACCAGCUACACUGGUAUGUUCGCUCUACCCAUCUGCACUGAGGGACAGCUUGAUGGGACCAGACAAUUACAGCUCCAACAGCUGUGGCAUUGUGAUGAGCUUCAUCAGUCUGUCUGGGCCAGAGAAGCUGACACCUCUAAUUUCAUUGCUCCUGCAAAUUCACUAAUGAGUUACGACUCCUCCUCCGCAAAUUCAGGUAACCCAGCUGCUCCACGACGUACCACUUCUUAGUGACUCGUGAUUCUUGAGAUGAACUCCGUAAGUUUAUAACUUGUGACCGUGCAGCCUCUCACAGUCGAGCCAGCUGAAAAUGGAGCUGUGAAUUAUGUGGGGAUGUGGUUUUUGUAUAUAUAUGUCGAGGUAUUGUAUUUUAGUAGAUGAUAUAGUUGAGAAAUAUAGUUAAGAUCUCAGCAUCAAAUUAAGCUUGGAUUGCCAAGAAUGCUGUUGCAGCAAUCCUUGUUGAAUAUAUAUUAUUUCUAGACUAGGUAAGAAUUCUAGUUUUAUGUUAUAGAUAAGUCUAAUGCUACUAACUGGAAAAAAACCAUCACAUUUAUGAGAUCCUUGAUUUAAUGAGAAUAUUUCAACUUAUUACA
This is a messenger RNA of Salvia miltiorrhiza (redroot sage), 1726 nucleotides long. RefSeq names its product transcription factor bHLH48-like. Gene Ontology annotation, cellular component: nucleus. Bases 339 to 1364 code for a protein of 341 amino acids. Gene Ontology annotation, molecular function: protein dimerization activity; DNA-binding transcription factor activity. Gene Ontology annotation, biological process: regulation of DNA-templated transcription. Lineage: Eukaryota; Viridiplantae; Streptophyta; Magnoliopsida; Lamiales; Lamiaceae. The record is from RefSeq and is a predicted model, not a curated record. The transcript has 6 exons.